AUGAUCACCGAAGAGCAAAUCAACGAUCUUGUCCUCCAGCUUCAUCGUCUUCUUCCCGAACUUGGUAACAACAACAGACGCUCUGGAAAGGUUUCAGCAUCCAGAGUAUUACAAGAGACAUGCAGUUACAUAACGAACUUGAACAAAGAAGUGGAUGAUCUUAGCGAAAGAUUGUCCGAACUUUUGGAAUCAACUGAUUCAGCUCAAGCUGCACUCAUCCGAAGUUUGCUUAUGCAGUAA
This is a messenger RNA of Microthlaspi erraticum, 240 nucleotides long. The record is from the annotation of a GenBank genome assembly. Lineage: Eukaryota; Viridiplantae; Streptophyta; Magnoliopsida; Brassicales; Brassicaceae.